This is a messenger RNA of Mercenaria mercenaria, 1329 nucleotides long. RefSeq lists its product as uncharacterized. The coding region runs from base 164 to 1294 and encodes 376 amino acids. The transcript has 3 exons. NCBI's taxonomy places the organism in Eukaryota, Metazoa, Mollusca, Bivalvia, Venerida, Veneridae. The record is from RefSeq and is a predicted model, not a curated record.
AAAUCUGUAAAAAUCAUAUUUAAUAACCAUUUUAUGAAUCAAAAUAGUUGUGUACGAGUAUACCAAAUAGUUUAUCAAAGAAUGUUCAGUGUUACAUAUAAAACAAAUGAGGAAAUAGUCUAAGAAGAGGGAAUUAUAAUUUGAACAUGGUUGUUCUGGGAGGAUGGCAACACUCGCAUUCACCGAGAUGGAACAAACAAAAAGUGAUUCAAGCUGCAUCGCAAUUAAGUCCAAAACACCCGAAAACACCAAUACUAAACAAAACACAAGAAUAAGAAACAAAAAUGCUGUCCUAAGAAAGUCAAAAUCAGCACGAAAUGGAGAAAAUUUAGACAAUCAGACACAAUCUCAGAUGAAUGAAGAACCACAUGAGAUUAAAACGCAACUGUCUCGACCUGAACUUGAUGGAGAAGACAGUGCAAUAGGAUCUGAAGUAAGCAGUGUAAUCAGUAUGUCGGUUGAAGAUGAGCAUGAUGACUUACUAAAUGAUUUAGAUAAUCUCAUAUUACAACCAGCCGGUUCAACAUCAAAACAACUUCCUAGUCAUACAUUGAGAACCUUCUCUGCACAACCACCUUUUAUUGUCCCAAAGUUCCCUGUUCCACAAACCAGAGCAGUUCCAACAGGACACAGCACACCUCAGAAAGGGAAAUUUCAGCGUAACAGGAUACAACCUGUUGAUAAAGUUCCACACAGUAAUGCCUUCCAAACAGAAUGCCUUGCUGUCAGCAACAGCCUAGAAACAUCUGAUGUACGAAUUGAUGGAGAACAAUCUUUAACCACCAAGUUACCACCCAGUUACGGUACAGCAGCAUCAUCUCUACCUCCUUGUUCUAGAGGGGGUAUGUCAGACUUCGUCAUUCUCCAUACAGAUGCAGACAUGGAAGAAGCCUGUGCCUUCAUGACCCAUUUAGUAAAUGACACUGGCAUUGAGGAUCUUACUGUAGAUUUGUUCAGUAACAUCGACGCCGGAAAACCUGGAAUGCAAAGUCUUGGUAAAUUACACGAGAAGUAUCGAUACAUUCUGACUUACGUCACCGAUAAUCUAGCGAGUGACAAGUACUGCAGAUUCCUUCAAGAAAUCAUACUGACAUUUGGUCUGCAGGAAGCAAAUGGAAAAGAAGAUCGGGUUGUGCCUGUAUUUACAAAGAAUGAACGCUGCAAAAUCCUAGAAAUAAGUAUAAUACGUGGACUACAAUAUUUCAGAUUUCGUCCACUUAACACAUUCCUCAGUAACUUAUACCUGAAAAGUGUCAGAAAUCUUGUUCAAGAUGGAAGAACAAAGUUUCCAUAAAAGUGUUGAUUUUUCUAAUAAAUUUCCUGUUAACA